Molecule: messenger RNA, 1018 nt
Organism: Fusarium vanettenii 77-13-4
Lineage: Eukaryota; Fungi; Ascomycota; Sordariomycetes; Hypocreales; Nectriaceae
Exons: 4
Biological process (GO): positive regulation of transcription by RNA polymerase II
Cellular component (GO): nucleus
Molecular function (GO): transcription cis-regulatory region binding; DNA-binding transcription factor activity, RNA polymerase II-specific; zinc ion binding
Source: RefSeq, a predicted model, not a curated record
CGUUGAGUAUGGGUUGAGAGACUGUCCAACGUGUCGCGGACUCUGUAAACUGCUGUAGACAACCGCCGGCGCCCCCUAGUUGUUCCAUCCCGUUCAAUUGGUCACUCCGAGACCGGAACAGCCUAGUCCGGCCGGACCGGUGCAAUUUGUCAACCGGGCUCAACCCCAAGAAGCUAUUCGCAACAUGACACCCAAUUCAUCCAAGGAUUCAAACAAGGUAAAAAAGAGGCCAAAAGUUAGAGGAUGCUAUCAAUGCUCUCGUCGACGCAUAGACUGCGAUCGCCAAGAGCCGACAUGCGGCAAGUGUGCAUCUAAAGGAAUAACCUGCAGCGGCCUUGGACUGCGGUAUCGUUUCAACGAUGGCAUCGCUGCUCGCGGGAGGUUUGUGGGCAAAACAGUACCUGUGGUUGACUCAUCAUCGAAAGAUAAGAACAGGUCCACUAAGGAGAAGGAGAAGAGACUCGUUGAGGAUGAGUCGGUAGCCGAGGAAACACAAGAAGAGAGUAGAAUCACGCAAGUCGCUGUCCAGAGUGAGGCUCUGUUCCAAAUCGACGGGGGCCUCGAUCAUAUCGAUGGCAAGACCCGGUUUUCCCUCCAAUAUUUCUCAAAUCACAUCGCCAAUCUCAUCGCGGUCAUUAACCUAGGCUUCAACGGAUAUCGAGAUCUCGUCCUCCCACAAGCAGAGAUCGACCCUCUUGUGCGGAAAGCGGUUGUUGUUAUUGUCGAGCAGCACCUCUCCUUGCAGAACGGCACAACCGUGUCUCUGGAUCCUACGGCAUACAGCAGUCUUGUCCGAGAUCUCAUCACUAGAUCUAAAAGAUGUGCGCCUCAGGAUGACGAGUCGGCCCUCACUGUCUUGCUUCUACUGCACAUUCGCGAGAUGAUCAGUGGAAGUCCCAACUUUAAACUUGUGUAUGGAUCUCUCCGUGUCGUGGUCAAUGCUCUCGGACAGGGUCUGGAUGCCAUGGCCUCGGAGCUGAGGAAAUUCGUCGAGAUGCAGAUCUUGAGGUAUGUUUCC